Molecule: messenger RNA, 3324 nt
Organism: Cuscuta europaea
Lineage: Eukaryota; Viridiplantae; Streptophyta; Magnoliopsida; Solanales; Convolvulaceae
Source: the annotation of a GenBank genome assembly
GAAGAGGCGCUCAAUAAAAGCCGACGGUUCAUAUUAUCGAGAAAUGACCGUUGUAAUAAUUUAUCAUAGCAAUUCACAAGAAAAUAAUAACAGCUGCAGCAGGCAACCAAACUGCUCAUCAUUUAAUCGGGCAAAUCUUUCGAAAUCUAAAAUAAAAACAAAACAGAUCUCUUCUGCUUUGACUCAACAAUUGUUACUAUGGACAGGAGCAAUCCUCAUCCUGACCUCAGCGGUGCGGCGGAUUCCUCAGCAAACCCUCCAGCCCGGCCAAACCGCAACUCUACCGAGCUUAUCCCCGUAGAUCCACGCACCGCCGAUCCCGUCGUUUCGCCCAUGUUUGAGAUAACUGCCGCUGAUCGCAUGUACACAGUUCCAAGAGGCUCCGUCAAUCUCUUCGUCCCUGACGCCCAAAUGCUUUUCCAUGUUCUUGGAAUCUGCGACCGGAUGAUGAACUCCACUGACCGGUUUAUCCGGUCAUCCCCAGGGUGGCUCCCAAUCGUCUCCCAGCUUUACAUAGCCGUGCUCUGGAAUUUUAUGAUUCUCAAAGUCUCCCUCAACUCCGGACACGGCGCUAUGGUUGACCUGCCCCAUUUUCAAAUCGGCGAAUGCAUGGUUCCCGGCCCACUAGUCCCAUUCUUCCAGUCCCUUGGCGCAGUCAACGGCCCGUUUGACUGGAUUGGUGAUAUUGUCUGUCCCUCAUCUGCCUGACUUCUCAAUUUUCUGGAACGCCGUGGGGUUCCAUCCGAAUAGUGACUAUGCCCGCCAAGUUCCUGUCCCGGCCCUUAUCCUCGACCAGCUCUACCACUUCGCCAGCUGGCAGGUUCCUAUGUUAGACAACUUCGAAUGGUAUGGGAACAUUUUCUCACAAGAUAUCCACACUCAUAAUUCCUUGAACCGCACGGGGCCACAGCUUUGCGGGUCUCUAUGGACCUCGAGUGCACAACUCGAGGCCGCAAGGCAAUUUUGGAGUGCGACUUUUGAUGAUAGCAGAUUCAGUCGGGUGGAUGCGACUCGUGAUCCAUUCUCUCAUUAUCAUCAACUUUUCGGAUUUGUGUCACAAGCUGGGAGCCCCGCAAUAUGCGUGGUUCCAGCGUGCUACAACUGUCAUGCAUAAGUACGCUCAGUACUUUAAUGAGUCUGUCCCCCUCAAAUGCAUCUCUCCGGUUGGUAUUGGUGCUGUCGUAGUUCAUGGCGAUCCGAUAAGCAACGGACCCACUCGAGACUGGAUUUACCCUAGGAUCGAUGAUAUUGCUCCGUUUCUCACCGGACGCUUCAGCCCACGCCGGGAAAUACCGGACGAUUUUGCGGUGAUAUUUCAACAUGCUGACCGUGAGCUUGUAGUACUGGCUGAACGGUAUGCUAUAGUGGCUCACACCAACAUCCGAUGGCCAGGUUCUAUAGCUGCUCAAAAUGAUUGGACUGCCAUCAACAAUGGGAAUCUCCAUGUUGGAGAUUACUGGCGAAUGAAAAGCCAUCGGUUUUCCUCGCCGAUUAGCCUUAAAUCUCAGUAUGCACAGAUGAUAGCAUCACGGUAUCACCUAGUUUAGUGUGAAACUAAAAGGUCUGCAAACUCUCGUUUUGCUUCUCAUCAAGUACCUUAUGGAGGUAAUUUUUUCAAACCGCUAGUACGAUGCAUAAACAAGGACCUAAUCGUCCCUUCUUCAUCUGUACAAGAAGUUGGGAAAUUUAAAAAUUUUAAUUAUACUCUCUUCAUCCAUUUUGGUUAUCUUAUUUGUGAAUUGUGAGUUCAUGUAUGUUGACUUAUUUCGGUUCGUUUUCUGUAAGUUUUAAUAUACUAGUAGAAACUAAGGGGGGUCCAUGUGUAUGGAAUAUGCCAUACAGUAUAUUUUUAAUAUUUUUUAAUAACUCAGCAGAAUCCGCGCCAAUUUAACCACUUCAACAAUAACUUAAUCAUUUUCAUCUUAAUUAGCCAAUUUCUGCUAUCAAUUGUUUGAUUUGUAUCUGGAUUUUCCUUAAGAGGCCAUUUAGCAAGUUUUCAGCUAAAGGCCGGUAAACAAUUAUUUAAUCAAAAACUAUUUUAUUUAAAAAAUGCUAUUACUAACGACAAGUCAAAACAGCCAACAUAAAUUACCAUCAUUUAUCAGCUAACAACUUACCACCAAUUGUCAAACACCCUCGUUAGAUUUGCCACAAAAAACACCCUUUUUAGGGUAUAUCAUAUCCAACCUCUUUCCAUUGUGUCACUCCAUAUUUAUUUGAAAUCCUUUAAAAGCCUGCUUGAUAAUUUUUAUGUUGAGUUUAUCACUUAAUUAUUGAUCAAAUAUGUAAAUUGUGUUUUCACGUGUUGAAUUUCGUAAUAGUGAAAAUAAUUAAAGUUGAAAUUAUCUAAUAUUCAGUAAAAAAUAACAUUACAUGAAUUGAGCUUCUUAAAAUUUAUUUCAACAACAAAUUAUAUUCUUCAAAAUGAAAACAUCAAACCAUAAAAAAACAAAUAAUGAUAAUUAUUACACAAAGGCUAAAGAGCAAUGUCCAUGAUUACAUAAUUAAAAGGGAAAACUGCUACUAUUAACCCCUUGAGGUUAUGCUAUAAAAACUUGCAUUUUCAAAAAUUAAUUACACUAUUACCCUCCCAAUUUUGAUCAUUCUCAUGUAUGCCCCCUCAUGUUAAUAUCAACUAAAUUAAAGUUUAAUAUAACUCUUAAAUUCAAUUUAAAUUGUAUAUAAAAUUAAAUUUUAAGUCAAACACAAUUUAUUUUCAUAAUUAUAAGUCAUUUAUCUUGAUCGUUAUUUUGUACUUAGUUACUCGGUCAUGGAAUGGAUAUUAAUGAAACUAAUUAAGGCCGAAGACUCACGGGUUGAGUAAUAUUCAUUGGACACGUCAAAGAAAGUUGUUCAAAAUAUGUGUUAUCACAAUUCUAGACACCUCUUCAUCAUGAAUAUAAGUCUUAUUUGUAAUUCAUCAGACUGCAUUAAUCUCAAUGACAUUUGUUUCGUGUGCAGCAAAGAAGAAAUACCAAGGAAAAAGGGAUUUUAGUAAUCUAUGACCUAAAAGAUUUGUCUGGUAUAAAUUACGGGCCUAAAAAUAGAAUGUAUGAUAUAGGAUCUAAAUAAUAGAAAGUUACCAAUAUAUCUAAGGCUUAAAAUUAAAGAUUUCUAUUUUUAUUAAUUCCAUUACUAAUUUUUUAUGUUUUUUCUUCACAAAAAAUUUAUAAGUUUAAUAAUAUUAAAGGGAGAACUAUCAAAUAAGCCCUCGAACUUUCAUAAAAAGUCCAAAUAAGUCCUUUUACAGGAGGCUUUGUCCGGCUGUCGCCAUUUGGGCCGGUUUCCGGUGGAAUUUUUUGAUGAAUUUUUUUGAGCAUCUUC